Molecule: messenger RNA, 635 nt
Organism: Mya arenaria
Lineage: Eukaryota; Metazoa; Mollusca; Bivalvia; Myida; Myidae
Product: 60S ribosomal protein L23a-like
Exons: 5
Coding region: 75-587 (170 amino acids)
Biological process (GO): ribosomal large subunit assembly; translation
Cellular component (GO): ribosome; cytosolic large ribosomal subunit
Molecular function (GO): rRNA binding; structural constituent of ribosome
Source: RefSeq, a predicted model, not a curated record
AUAAAUAAACCAGUCAAACUUUUCUCCUUUGCUUAGCACGUGUAAGCCCCUUUCAACUUCCUUUUGAAAAUAACAUGGCACCGAAAAAGAAGUCAACUGACAAGUCGGCUAAGAAGCCUGGUAAGGGAGCAGCAAAGGCUGCACCCGGUGGGGACCAACCUAAGGUUGUUGCUAAGGCAACUAAGGCUAAAAAGGCUGUUCUCCGUGGUAUCCACCAGAAGAGAAGCAGGAAGGUUCGCACAUCGGUUCACUUCAAGAGGCCCAAGACCUUGAAACUGCCCAGAGCUCCUAGAUACCCAAGGAAAAGUGUUCCCAGAGCACCAAAACUUGAUCAGUUCCGUAUUGUGAAGUUCCCCCUGACAACUGAGUCUGCCAUGAAGAAGAUUGAAGACAACAACACACUGGUGUUCAUUGUUGACAAGAGAGCAAACAAGCCCCAGAUAUGUUCAGCGGUCAAACAGCUGUACGACAUUGAUGUUGCAAAGGUCAACACUCUCAACAGGCCAGACGGUGAGAAAAAGGCGUAUGUACGACUAGCUCCCGACUAUGAUGCCCUUGAUGUUGCUAACAAGAUUGGCAUCAUAUAAGCUGUUGGUAUUUGCUGUAUAUAUUAAAAUAAAGAGAAAAAUAACGAA